UAACUUAUAAAAUGACCCUCGUCCUCCCUCCAUCACCCAUCAUUUUCAUUUUCAUUGCUACGUGAUCGAAAAACGGAUCCAGCAGACCCCAAAAAUCUCAAUGUUUGAAGAAUCGAUCUGAAUCAAAUUGUCCUCUCGCAACACUCACCUGUCUGGAUUGAAUUUGCAAAAAUAUGGAACUUACAGAAAGUGUGCCAGAGGGUUCAAGUCAAACCGUCAUUACACAAUCAUCAUUAAUCAGUGGUCUCCCAGACGAUAUUGCUCUAACCUGCUUAGCAAGGAUUCCGCGUAAAUACCAUUCACUCCUCAAAUGCGUUUCAAGAAAAUGGCGGGAUUUGGUUUGCAGUGAAGAGUGGUAUACCUACCGUCAAAAGCAUAACUUAUCCGAAACUUGGAUUUAUGCGUUAUGUAAAGACAAAUCAGAACAACUUUGUUGUUAUGUAUUAGACCCAGAUUUGCCCAAAAAAGGUUGGAAACGUAUCCCGGAUCUUUCACCUCGUUGUUUGAAACGAAAAGGUGUCGGUUUUGAAGUGUUGGGGAAAACAAUUUACUUUUUGGGUGGAUGCGGUUGGGUUGAAGAUGCUACCGAUGAAGUUUAUUGUUAUGAUGCUAGUAGGAAUGCGUGGAGUGAAGCUUCUCCGUUGUCAACUCCAAGGUGUUAUUUCGCUUGUGAAGCAAUGGAUGAUAAGAUGUAUGCAAUUGGCGGGCUAGGAUCCAAGUCAAGCGAUCCACACUCAUGGGACACUUUUGAUUCAACCACAAACUCAUGGACAUCUCAUAUGGAUCCAAACAUUGUUCCCGAGAUCGAAGACUCUCUAGUACUAGACGGGAAAAUCUACAUCCGAUGCGGGCUUUCGGCUGUAUCUAGUCAUGUUUAUGCAGUUGUGUACGACCCACUAAACGGCACAUGGCAGCAUGCGGAUGCUGACAUGAUGUCAGGCUGGCGGGGCCCGGGCAUUGUAGUGGACAACACGCUUUACGUGUUGGAUCAGAGUUCAGGAACGAGAGUGAUGAUGUGGCGGAAGGAUAGUAGAGAAUGGGAAGCGUUCGGGAGACUGGCGGCGAUUCUUACAAGACCACCGUGUCGGCUGGUGGCGAUUGGUAAGAAGAUGUUUGUUGUUGGAAAGGGGCUUAGCACUGUGGUUUUUGAUGUUGAUAAGGCUGCGAAUAUUGAUGGAAUGUUGGUUACUACAUCUGUGCCAAAGUUGCCUUCUGAUGAUGAUGUAAUUAGCUGCAAAUCUGUUUCUUUAUGACCGUUUUACCCUUGUGUUUAAUAAGACUCGGAACUUGUUUGAUAACAUGUCAUAUUUUAUAAGACUAAAUGGUCAUAAAACUUCAAUGUAAUAUGGAGUCAAACUAUGAUAAAACUUCUAUUUGUUGAAUGCUC
Molecule: messenger RNA, 1387 nt
Organism: Helianthus annuus (common sunflower)
Lineage: Eukaryota; Viridiplantae; Streptophyta; Magnoliopsida; Asterales; Asteraceae
Product: F-box/kelch-repeat protein SKIP4
Exons: 3
Coding region: 174-1253 (359 amino acids)
Molecular function (GO): protein binding
Source: RefSeq, a predicted model, not a curated record